Caenorhabditis sp. 36 PRJEB53466 is the source of this 1780-nucleotide messenger RNA. Lineage: Eukaryota; Metazoa; Nematoda; Chromadorea; Rhabditida; Rhabditidae. The record is from the annotation of a GenBank genome assembly.
AUGAAAUCUUUUAGAAAGUGAGUCCUAUCAAAAAGCACACGAGUCCAGCUGCUUUCCUGGAGGUGCAAUGUGUCGGCAACUCUAAAACAGCCGAAUAAAAAAGUUGUGGGCGUGGCUAGAGUGGGUGAGCCUGAAGAGCACGUCAGUGCGUAAAUGGAUUUUGGCGGAAAACCCAUUUAUGUAUACUUUGGUGGUUGUUGGUUUCAUACGUGACAAUCGGCAACACAGUUUUUGUGCAAUUCUAGAAUUCUUCAGAAAACUAUAGAUUUUUCCACUUUUCCAUCCAAAAAUAAUUUGAAAUCUGAUUUUCUGUAAUUUUCAGGACCGGAGUAAUGUCAACGAACGAUCAGCAGACAUUUGUGAUCAACGAUCAGAAAGUGGUCAAAGACGCUCCGCCCCAUAUCCUUCAGAAGCUCGCCGUCGAUGAGUUAGUGGGAAAAAACCGAAAAAGUCUCUUAGUGUGCACUCUUAGUGUUUUUCCACACUUUUCGAUGAAAAACUAAGGAAUGAAGUUAACGAUUUUAUGACAAACGGUCAAAACGCCAAGUUGUCAUCAAUUUCCAGCGAUAAAUAGUUAUUUUUGGUAAAAAGCUGAUAAAAAACGGGUUUGCAGGCAAUCGUGGGAGUCGCGGACCGUGUCGUGGACAUAUGACUCCCCACACCAUUUAUCCGUUCAUGCACUGCAGUACUGCGGAGACCGUCAGUUGAGGGCGACCGCCUGGGAAAAGUGGACCAGCAAGGCUUGGUCCUUUUUUUAUGCGAAAAUUGAGCGAAAAAGCUUCCAGGCUGGAUUCGAUUGUUUUGGACGAAGAGCAACUAUUUCUGACAUAAUUUUUCCAUGUAAUUCGAUUAGGCAAAGUGUCUCGCAUGAAGAUGCCUCGGAAAUUCGUGAUUCCUAGCACUUUUACGAGUUCUUCGAGGUUGAUUGGUCAAUGAUUUCAGGUCUUUUUCGAGUCGAAUAUUCUCAGAUCCCCUGGAUUUAUCUAGCUUCGCCAUUUAUUAUAUAUUUUUUUUAUUUUAUGCAUCACCCAUUUCAAAAAAAGUGUAGCGCAAAAUAUUACUCGUAUACCCAGGCCCCCUGAAAAUCAAGAAACUCGUUAACGUCAACCAUUAUAAUACUACUUUCGAUCAACAUCGAAGAGCUCCGACACAAUAAGUCAGACUUGCCAUAUCCCGGGCCGGCCCGGCCCGGUCGGCCCGGCUCCGCCCACUCUUGAGAAAAUUUUCGUAAUUUUUGUGAAAAUUUUGCGACUUUAAACAGCAAUUUCUAUUUAUUAACAGGUUUUUAUGCUAUAACAUUGCCUUUUUAAGUCUAUAAAAUUUUAAGUCUAUAAAAUUAUGUUCGUUUCGAAGUUCUAGUUCGCUUUGAAUUUUUAGGUGCAUCCUCCCGGGCCGACCGGGCCGGGCCGGGCCGGGCCGCGGGCCGGGCCGUUGCAAGUCUGCAAUAAGUAAGCGUUUUUUCUCAUGAGGUUUCUCAUGAUUUGCGAAAGUUACCUAAAAUUGCCAAUUUUGUAGCGAAGGACUCGCCAAAACGCUCGGAUAUUCGUCGCCGGCUGAGCACCGACUCGCCAACAAAAUGGCCGCCUUUUAGACACUGUACGCAGUUUCAUCAAUGCGUAAGUAUCUGUUUUAAAGCUACUUCUGCGCAUAUUUUUUUAGUCUGACUCGUCGCAUCCGUCCGGUGGUGAUCGAUCGGAUGGAAUCAUGGACUGCGUGGGCGGCCCGUUGCGAAAUGAUCACCGGAGAACUGCAGGCCUACGACAUGCCCCCUCAGUCCUGA